Arachis ipaensis is the source of this 642-nucleotide messenger RNA. Lineage: Eukaryota; Viridiplantae; Streptophyta; Magnoliopsida; Fabales; Fabaceae. The record is from RefSeq and is a predicted model, not a curated record.
AUGGACGAGAUUCUUCAAAAGCGCACUGAUUAUGAGUACUUAAUAGAUUUUGUUGGGGUCUUGUGCGGAUUGAAAAGGAAAACGGAUGUUGAGUGUAAUGGAAAGAUAUUGAAAGUUAUCAUCCUUGAAGUUUUUGCUGAUGGGAAGAAAAUCCCCUGCAAUCUUGUUGGUGACUAUUUUGCUCUUAUAGACAUUAAUAGUUUGAAAAAGUACCAGAGACCACCCGUUCUUAUUUUGCAAUCUUUCAAGAUCAAAGUCAAUGGAGAUAAAGUUAGUCUCCAAAAUGUGAUCAAUGUUUCUCGGGUUUUAAUCAACCCUGAUAUGCAGGAAACUGUGAAUUUUCUGAAUGAAUACCGUAUUGCAAGCCACCAUUUCAGUAGACUCCGUAGUAAUGAGAUUGGAGAUUUAGUAUCUGUAAUUGAUGAUGAAUCUUUUGAUUGGAAGCUAAUACAGACUAUUGCUAAUCUUAAGGGAAACAAUGAGGAUGGACAAUUCUUUAUGGUUGGAAAAAUUAAAGAGAUUGUUGAAGAUCCAAAGUGGUGGGUCUUUUCUUGUGUUUUUGGUCAUCCAAUUAUAGGUGAUGAUAAUGUGUUUCAUUGUCAGCUGUGCAGCAAAGAGGUCCAGCAUUUUAUGAUCAGGUAA